This is a messenger RNA of Salvelinus fontinalis (brook trout), 6348 nucleotides long. Its product is annotated as tetraspanin-17. The record is from RefSeq and is a predicted model, not a curated record. Bases 493 to 1317 code for a protein of 274 amino acids. Gene Ontology annotation, biological process: protein maturation; protein localization to plasma membrane; regulation of vascular endothelial growth factor signaling pathway. NCBI's taxonomy places the organism in Eukaryota, Metazoa, Chordata, Actinopteri, Salmoniformes, Salmonidae. The transcript has 8 exons. Gene Ontology annotation, cellular component: membrane.
GAAAAAAUUUAGCUAGAUGGGUUUCCUCAGCUCAGUUCAUAUGACAGCGAGGGUUGUUGUCAACAAGAAAGGUCAAAUGCAAAACAACCAAAUGCUAUGAACGGGAGAAAUCGACUAUAUAUCAUCAACAAAACAACAAUUAUUUGCAUUUAGCUUUCAACUAUAUGUUUAGUUACGGAGAGUAACGUUGUACGUUGAACCGCAGAUGAAUGUAUAUUUAGUUUACACAUCCAAAGUGCUUUUGGAUCUGUUGUUAGCUAGUAAGCUAACUCCAGCUAACUAGCUAGCCGGCGAUGUAUUUGUGAUUUGGCUGGCUGGCUAGCUAGCUAGUUAGCUGAUUUCCCCCCCAAGUUCUUUUAUGGAGAUAGCUAGCUUGUGUGUUACACAAGUAGUAGUUAGUUUGUCAUUGCCGUGAUUGUAGGUUAGCUAACAAGCUAACUAACCAGUGGCGUCUACAUUGUUAGCUAGCUAGCUAGCCUCGACGUUUACAGGAUGAGCAACGUUAGCAGUCAAAAACGCCAGCAUUUUAAAGGAGCCGAAGUGAGCUGCAGUGUCAAAUACUUCUUGUUUGGAUUUAACAUCAUAUUUUGGUUACUGGGAGCAGCCUUCCUGGGCAUAGGACUGUGGGCAUGGGCCGAGAAGGGGGUGCUGUCCAACAUGGCGUCCAUAACAGACCUGGGAGGCUUCGACCCCGUGUGGCUGUUCAUCGUAGUGGGAGGAGUCAUGUUCAUCCUGGGAUUCGCUGGCUGCAUCGGAGCACUACGGGAAAACACCUCGUUGCUCAAAUUUUUCUCAGUGUUCCUGGGCCUGAUCUUCUUCUUGGAGCUGACAGCAGGCAUCCUGGCCUUUGUGUUUAAAGACUGGAUCAAAGACCAGCUCAACUUCUUCAUCAACACCAACGUCAAGGCUUACCGCGACGACAUCGACCUGCAGAACCUCAUAGACUUCACACAGGGAUAUUGGUCGUGCUGUGGAGCCCACGGUCCUAAUGACUGGAACCUGAAUAUCUACUUCAACUGCACGGAGUUUAACCCCAGUAGAGAGCGCUGUGGCGUCCCCUUCUCCUGCUGCGUCAAAGACCCUGCCGAAGACGUCCUUAACACACAGUGUGGCUACGACGUCAGACUUCAAGGGGAGUUGGACCAGCAGAAGUACAUCUACACAAAGGGCUGCGUGGGCCAGUUUGAGAGGUGGCUUCAGGACAACCUGAUCAUUGUAGCCGGGGUCUUUGUGGGCGUCGCACUUUUACAGAUAUUUGGGAUCUGCCUGGCUCAGAACCUGGUGAGUGACGUCAAGGCCGUGAAGGCCAACUGGUGACCCUAGGACCCUGAGGGGGGAGGGAGUACUCUGACCUUUGACCCCCAACAUCCAGCUCACCUCCCACUGAACCACUAAGAGAUGAAAACACAAAGAGCUGUUUACCUCUGGACCUGCCAGGCUGAGAGAUGAAAACACAAAGAGCUGUUUACCUCUGGACCUGUCAGGCUGAGAGGUGAAAACACAAAGAGCUGUUUACCUCUGGACCUGCCAGGCUGAGAGAUGAAAACACAAAGAGCUGUUUACCUCUGGACCUGCCAGGCUGAGAGAUGAAAACACAAAGAGCUGUUUACCUCUGGACCUGCCAGGCUGAGAGAUGAAAACACAAAGAGCUGUUUACCUCUGGACCUGCCAGGCUGAGAGGUGAAAACACAAAGAGCUGUUUACCUCUGGACCUGCCAGGCUGAGAGAUGAAAACACAAAGAGCUGUUUACCUCUGGACCUGCCAGGCUGAGAGAUGAAAACACAAAGAGCUGUUUACCUCUGGACCUGCCAGGCUCGGGAGCUACAACACAAAACAUUGUUUACUGUCCCAAACACACACACACACACACACACACACACACACACACACACACACACGCACACACUGUUUAUUAGCACGCUGGCCUGGGGACUUACACACACACAGAAGUACACAUGGACACACAGAGGACUCGUGUGGAUGUCUAGCUCAACUGAUCUGACUUGAGAAACUGGACUCUUUGUUGUUUACCCUUUGAUUCCACCGGGUGUAUUUACCUGCUCCGGGAAGAUGCACCCAUUGGCUGGUGGAGAUGAAUAGAAAGACUAAAUAAACAGAUAGAGGACCUGGGGUGAAAGCUGAGAAGAGGAGAGAUACAACUCUCUUCUUUUUAUUCAGUCACGUAUCAGUCUAUUUCACCUGUUGUCACCUCAACCCUCCUACCACUAUGAUUUCAGAACAGCUCUUCAGAAAAGGCCUUCCAGAGCUGCUUGUUAGAUACCUACUAAUCCCACGUGUACAGCCUUUCUGUUUCCUGUACAGUAUAGAGUGGGCUGCCGACUGACCUACUGGCUGCCUGACAGGAUGGUAUUGCUCCCGUUAUACUAUGACAUUAAGCUCUCUUCGUGUUAUGGUAAAAUUCAUCAAAUUCACAAGAGGGCAAGUCUGGAGUUAGCAAGGCCUUGCUACGGAUGUGUGUCUUUAACCAGCUGUUUUUGAACUGUAUGUUCUAACAUAAAUAUACACUUUUUUUUCUUCUGUCUGUCGAUGUUUUGAGUUUAAUCAAACAGACAGACAUAUGGAGAGAGGAUUUUUCUCUCCCAGAAUCCCUGAAGCACAGGGGAUAGUAGGCCUUUUUACUUGAUCUGACCUUUAACCUUAUACUAACGUUAAAUCUACGUUGUACCGACGUCGGUUUGAUGUGUUUAUUCUGUCUCUCUUCUGGUCUCCCACCACUAGCUUUUGGAAGCUUGAAUUACAUGACACACAAGCUGUUAUUCUGAUCUGUUUUAUGGAUUUGUACUUUUCUCCUUUCUUGUUUUUUUUUUCUCCUAGUGUUUGUUGUGUGUUUCUGUCUGUCUGUCUUAGUUGGACUGGUUUUUAACUUGUUUGUAUAGAAUAACAAAUACUUGUUUAAUAUCUUCAUAUAUAAAUAGUAUAAACAGAUUUUCUCAAUAUAACAUGAAUGCUGCUGUAUCAUUGUAACUUCUUUAGAGGAUUGAUAUUAGUAAGUAGACUUUCCGGUACAUUUCCCAUGUUUCCCAGAAAUCCUGGUUGUAGGAUUCCGUAUUUCCCUGUUUAUUCCUUCAUGAUUUCUGGGAACUCUUCCACAGCCAGGAUGUCUGGAAAUCUGGGAAUUCUGGGGAAAAGUGAACAAAAUGUUUCAACUCUAUUGGUCUGUUAUUUGUAACCAGGUCUAAAGCUUACAUGGUGAAAUGGAAAUGCCAUAUAUUACCUAUUCUGAUCUUUAUUAUAACAGAUAAAGUGGUGGUCGUGCCAUAUUAGUGUUUGUUUACUUGCGUAUUACCUUGUCAAUACAGAGUUUACACUUUCAGCAUACCAGUACAUUUUAAGCACAUUAUCAGAUUUGUAGCAGUAGAUUGAAUUGAAUUGUCUUUAUUGGGAUUUGGGGAUUUUACUUUUUUUUUGUUUGGCAUGAAGACAUUCCCCUGCAGCUUCUGUCUGGCCGCCCCAAAAUGUCAGCUCUUUUACACAGUUAUUGCUCCACUUAAGGUCCCUUUAGAUAUACCUUACCACUGUCUCGGUCUUCCUGCGGUGUGUACAAGGCCUAUGUGUCGGAGCUGCAGUGUUACUCCUCCUGGGGGAAUCCUUCCUGGUUGGGCUGCUGUUGUCAUAACAACUUCUAGCUGUAUUAUCAUUUACUUCCUGUUUGUCAGAGGACUCUAUGUCCCACUCUUUAAUGCUGUAGUUCAGCACUAUGGGCUCCGGGUGUUUGUAACGACCGCUUUACUGUCGUUCGUCAAGUAGCCUUGAACGAUGGUUUGCCUGAAUAUGAGAGAUACCACUUAGUGUCAGGCCAGGUUUUUAUGCAAAAAAAAUAAUAAUAAAAAAAAUAAAAGAUUAUUCUGACGUUAGAACAGGAUAUUUGUUUUGAAGGUCCAAUUCAGCUGUUUUUAUCUCUUGUCAAAUAAGUUCUGGGUAUCAAUUAAAUACCUUACUGUGAUUUGUUUUUCAUUAAAAUUGUAAAAAAAAAAAUAUAUAUAUAUAUUAUAUAUAUAUUUAAAAAAAAUGCUUCUUAGCAAAGAGCAAUUUCUCAAGCAAGAAUUUUGCUAGGACUGUCUGGGAAUGGUCUGAGUGGGGAGGGGGAAACCGAAAACUAGCUGUUUAUUGGCAGAGAGGUUUGGAACUCCUUCUUAUUGGUCACCAGGCAGGCCAAAACGCCAUCCCACCAAAACAGGCUCUUUUACUGCACUGGGCCUUUCAUUUCAUUUGAAAUUAUGCUUUUUUGGGGGGGGGGGGUUUAACAGCCAUAGGUUGCUGAAUUAGUUUUGUUUUGCUUUGUCAUUUUGAUCAUGAUGGCCUUGCCACAUGAUACCUUGUGAUGUUUCAUAUUUUCUCCUAGGUUUGUGUCCCAAAAUCACACUAUUCAAUAUUACAGUUUGCCUGACCACUCCUCCUGAAUUGAAUUCGGCUGUUCUAUCGAUGGCUCCAUACAACAGUCUGAACCUGCACCAGUCGUUUGUACUGAUGUCAACAUUUCUGUGAUUUAUUAUUCGUGUAGGCCAACUCUGGUCCAACCCAUCGAUUUCUUGGACCAAUCAGAAUGGUUUGAAGUUAAGAAGUCGUCGGGGAGGAAGCAAAUCCAGACUCUUGGUGGAGAAGAAACCUUAGUGGGCCUGGCAUCUGUCCGGAGCCAUGUGUAGCCUCUAGUCAAAAAUAGUGCACUAUAUAGGGAUUAGGGUGCUAUUUCGGACACCCCCUUCUCUCCCUAAGAUAGAUGACAUCAUUCCAGAGGGGGGGGGAAGAGCCUCCUGCAUAUCAUGAAUGUAUACCUAUGGAUGAAUCUCAAUUGUAUUUCCUUCCAUACUCUCCUUGCCUCCUUCUCCAGUCAGAAACACAUUGAAGGAGGGGUUCCAAGGGGAAGAUUGAGAUUCACCCUGUCUGUUACCAUCUGUUACUAAGAUCUGUUCCAAUGCAUUUCACCCUACCAUGUCAUCACUACCCUUUAGCAGUGCAAUGAAAACACAUCUGAUGUGAAAAUAAGAAAUGUGAAAAAAAAUACAACUAAGAUCUGUUAUGUUACAUCAUUAAAAACUUUAGCAUUAUUUUGUACAUGAAAUCAAAUAGUUACAUUCCAUUUUCAGGUGUUUGGUUUACUUCCUGUUUUACUUCCUGUGUACUUCCUGUGUAUGUGCAUUGUCAUCUCAGAAAAAAAGGAAUCUGCAGAAUAUAUAUAUAUUUUUUUACAUUGACACAUCGCUUCAUUAGUGAUUGGCUAGAUUUCAAAGCACAUCUGUACUGUAGGUCUACCCAAGUUCCUGCUGUCAGCUACAAUCUUCUUCUCAUCGAUAAUACUGAUCUAUUAUAGAGACACGACGUUGUCUCCGUGUUUUAGGUUCACAUCAUACAUGUGCUUUUUAUCAAUGAUUUCUAAUACAUACUGGUGUCUGGUGUUUCACAGAACAUGACUGAAGUAUUUCUCUGUUUUAUCAAAUCAAAAGUAUGUCUGUGGUUACUUACUGUUGUCAUUAACUAACCUGUUUUGGUGGGGUAUAAACAAUAAAAAAAGUUUAUUUGAAUUUUUUAUCUCAAAGCCUUUAAGAUAUUUUCUUUGCGUUCCCCACAUAGCUUGUACAUUUCCAGAGUCUACCUAAUUUUUUUUUAGAGAGGUGUCCUUUAAAAAGCUAGUGGUUGGAUUUGUUCCGUCGCCUGUCAGAGAGACGCUGAGAGGUGUAGAGAAUCUCGACUGUUAACACCUAUAAGAGCGUGGUGACAGGAAGUUGACAGUAGGUCCAUACGUGACAACAUACAGGUGUUUUUAUAGGGUUAUUUGUACUAUCUGAGGAAGUGGCAGAGGUUUCUACUCUGAUGACGAGCUACACUACAGAACGGUGAUUUAAGGUUUGUUGGUCAAAAUGUUUGUUCCUGAUCUUGAAAGGGUGUUGUGUAAUUUUCACCACCGCAGUACCAUGCCUGUCACAGCCGUUCCCUUUUUAAGACGAUUCCAAAUGAUUAUUUCUCUUAUUAUUUUGAAAAUGUAACAUUCAUGGUUUUUUUUUUUGUUGAGAGAAAUUUUGAAAAUGUUAUUUCUCUCAAUUUCUUGAAUUCCAUUUUUGUUAUUAAUACAGCUGGAAUGUAAAAAAAAAAAAAAAGCAUAAAUAAAAAAAUGAUAUUAGCCCUUACAUACCUCUAAAAUUGAUUCAUUUUGUUAUUUUAAAUGUUUUGAUUGUCAUUACGUUAACGUCUUAAAGAAUAGUAUUGCAAAGAAAUGCUGAAAAACGAGUUAGAUGCCUUUUUGAUUGGGGGACAUGGUCUGUUACACACUGUACAUUGUGUUACAAAUAUACUCAUUUUUCAGAUUAAAUAAAAAGGAUUCAUGAAAAACA